UCGAUUUUAAGAAAUAAGGAUUUAGAGAGAGAGAGCCCGCGAUAUUUGGCAUCUGUCCCGAAUUUAGAUAAGCGAUGAGCUACAAUACGGUACCCGGCAAGAAAAUCUGGCUGGCAAAAGUGACGUCGGACUCGGACUUGAACGUAGUAUCGUCUUCGAACCUCUGCCCGUGUUCCGCUUUGCGGCAACGUGUGUAUAUGUUCGCAUUAAAUUUUUUCCAAAAACCAGGACACCGAUGUACUGGCCCCCGUGUUAUGUAACCUUAAGGUUAUUAGUUAAAAUAAUACUGUUGCGGAUCCGCUGAUCUAAGGUCGGCGCUUUAUAUGAAUUUUUUUCCGUGCAGUGCCCCGUUGUGAAUAUCCAGUAACAAAUACACACGUUGUGCAGCGAAAAUCAUGCAUCAUUUAUACCCCCUAGCCAAAGGCGACCCACUGUGCCCCCUGGGUUUCCACCCUCAAGUAAGGUGGCCCACUAGGUGUAAACGGUGCUUCAGGGACUAUAAGGAACAUGGCGGGAAAAAGAGGGAUGAUGACAAGAGCUUACGUAGGGACGCGUCUACAGCGUCUACCCCUAGUUUAUCUUGGAACUCCAGUGAUGGGGAAACCAAGAGAAGGAGUUGGGUGUCUAGUUCCAAUUUGGCGAGCGACAAGAGUAAUAGUUCCAGUGACAGUGGCUACAACAACCCCUCCUCGUGGACGUCUACCCCGGACUUGGCCAAUCUUGAAGAUGACACCCAACCAGUUACAACGGUCAGCAUUAAAUUACCCAAGAGAAAACAGAGACCCAUAGACACAGGACAAAGAACAGUUUCAGAUAGUUUUACUAUUAAAGACAAGUCGACAGUAUUCAACAAAACUGACAGUUUAGCAACUAGGGCGAAAAAAUUGCAAGCUAUCAAAGAAUCUUCUGAAAGGGGGAGGAGGAUACAAAUAAAAGAAGUAAAGACGUUAUCGGAGGAACCAACCAAUCACGAUGUACAAUUCUUAAUUCAUGUAAAAGCAAAACCCAAAAACGAACAGUCGCACUCUCAAGACAGCUCAGACAACGACGACACCGUAAGCUUGGCGGGAACGGAGACAACGGACACAACUCUGGUCGACGCGCAGGACACGGAGUUCAGGGACCAGCUGGAGAGCUUGAGGAAAGAGUUGGAAACGACCAAAACAAAAUGCGACAGGCUGGAACGUGAAAAGAGCGACAUCCUCCUCAGGAGGCUGGCUGCCAUGGAAACCACAACCAGUAAGACAACUGCGACGGAGGUGCUUAAGCUGCAGCAGAAGUGCAAUGAGAUGCAACAACAAUUAGAAGAUCACAGGGACGAGAAGAAAAGUUUAACACUCAGAGUUAAAGAACUGGAAGAAGAUUUAGAACAAAGACCAACCGCUCAGCAAGCUCAGAAGGUAGCCGAUGAACUAAGAUCCAAACUGUUAGCUGCUGAAACCUUAUGCGAAGAACUGAUGGAUGAGAACGAAGACAUCAAAAAGGAACUGAGAGAUAUGGAAGAACAAAUGGAUGAGCUACAAGACAAUUUUAGGGAAGAUCAGGCAGUCGAAUAUACUUCUUUGAAGAAAGACUUGGACCAAACGACAAAGAAUUGCAGAAUACUGUCAUUUAAGUUAAGGAAAGCUGAAAGGAAAUCUACUCAACUGGAGUUUGAAAAAGCUGAGUGUGAGAAAAAGCUAAAGGACAUUUCAGGCAGCGGUACUACACUAAACCAAAUAGAAAAAAUCAAACAGCUAGAACAAGAUUUGAAAAUGGCGAACGAGGUUUCGCUGCGUCUACAAAAAGACCUCGACGAAGCCAACCAGAGACUAAAAGCAGAGGAUGGUAAGGCCCCAGCAACCAAAAAAAAAGCGCCUAUGCUUGGAACGAUCGGAAAGAACUCUUCAACUGACGGUAAGAAAGUCUCUCGGGAAUCGCUAACAAGAGGAGGCUCACAAGAUGACCCUGCCCAGCUGCUUCGAGACCUUCAGGAUUCCCUGGAAAGAGAGGCCGAUCUUAGGGAACAACUUAAAUUUGCAGAAGAAGAGCAGACCAAACGGUUGUCAAACAAGACCCAACGUGUGAAAUCAUCUCCGCGUUCAAACAAAUCCACCCAAACAUUAUACAACAACGUAUCUAUAAGCACUCAGACUCUGUCAAACAGUUGGACAUACCCCUCCAUGUAUAACAAACACACACAAACUGACGACGACAGUGAAUCAAGAAAAUCUAGGAAUAUUCUACUAAACGCCUUACAGUUUAGAAACCUAACGAUGUCCAAAAUGUAUCAACCCGCAAGAUCUUUUUCACCGAUGUCGACUCUGCUAUCAGUAAUGGGUAGAAAACUAAGUCCUACCAAUCAGAGGUUGACCCCGGAACCACCGGAAAAAGGAGAGGUGUCCGACGAUGACGACCCGGCUGAACUCAAGCUGCAAAUGGAGUUAAGCGAACAAGAAGCUUCGGUCCUUCGAAAGAAAGUUGAGGAACUCGAAGCGGACAACCACAGAUUGAAAGCUAAAGUCAAGGAAUUGCAAGAUAAAUGUACCGCCAAGAGUACCAAUAGGCGGUCGUUGUUAGGUAGCGACAAUGGAAACAGUCUAAAUAGUCAAAAAUUAAAAGUAUUAGAGGAUGAAACGAAUGACCUCAGGAAGAAACUCAUAGAAAAGGAAAGAGACUGUGAACGACUCCAUGCUGAACUUAGUCUAACUCAGAAAAGAUCUAAAAGCAUGCAGAAAAGCAAGUCUUUGGAUCUGGACCAACAAACGUUAGAUCUAAAGCGACAACUACAAGUCAUUGAACAAGAAGCAGCUGUUCUUAGGAACAAAGUACAAGCUUUGGAAUCGGAAAAUGAGAAACUUGGCUCAGAAAACAAGAGGCUUAGCUUGUUACGAAGCACCAAGAGUUUAAAAACAGACAAAAACUUGGACAAAUACAUAGACCAAAUAGCUACUCUUGAAGUUGAACUCGCUGAAAGGGAUCAGAAGAUUAUAGAACUUGAAGAAGCCCACAGUUCUUCAAAUGUAUCGGGACAUGUCGAACUUAAGGGUGAUUAUAAAAAAUUCAGUCAAAGGGUACCAAAGAAAAUCACCUCGCUGACAUCACGGGACCAACUUAAGACGAUGGUCAGUGAUUUAGAAAAGGAAAUAGGUCAAAUGUUAGUCGCGAUGAAGUCCAGUGAAAACGAAAAGAUCAAAUUGGAGGAGGAAGUUAGAAAGAUGAAAGAGAAUGCAGAAAUAGAAAAAGCUUUGCAAGAAUUAGCUUCUAUGAAUAGAAAAUAUGAUUCGAUGAAGAAGGAAUUAGAAGAAGAAAAAUCGAAAAUUGAUAAAGGAAGUAAAGUAAACGAAGAUUUAAACAAAGCCCUUAAAAAGACAAAGGAAGAUCUUGACACAGCCAACGAGGAGAAGAGGAAACUGCAAGAGAAAAUUCAUAAACUCAACGAAGAGCAAGCAAAAUUAAAUGAUGAUAAAGAUAAUUUAAAUGAAGAAGUAUCUAAAUUGAAAGCAAAUUUAAGGAAUGCAAUAAGUAAACAAGAUGAAAUAACACUAUUAACACAAAAAGCGGAGUCUUUAAAACUUUCUCUGGAAACAAAAGACAAAGAAACCAAGAAGUUGAAAACGGAAUUAGAGGAGAAAACAAAGUUAGCUAACGAGAUUACUGGAAAAGCUCAGAAAAUCUUAGAUUUAGAAGCGCAACUGAUCAAAUAUGAAAACAAAUACAACGAAAUUGAUAAAAAAAUGAUAGAACAAAAUAAAAACUUUGAAAAUAAGAUCGAUAAAGAAAAGCAGAAAUUGAAAGCUUUGGAAAAUGAACAGACCAAGACCGAAAAUGAAAAGAAAAAGCUUGGCCAGCAAGUUGAGGGAUUGAAUACUAAGAUAAAAGGGCUAGAGAAUACAAUAGAACAAAAGAACAAGUUAGUUAAGCAGCUGGAAGACAGUUUGGCAAAAGAACGAGAAAUUGUUUCAAAAACCAACCUAAAAGUUGGGGAACUUGAGAACAGAGAAAUUAAUAAAUUAAAAGAUGAGUUAAGUAAAUCCAAGGUUUACGUAUCUGAGCUGGAAUCAAAAUUGGAAAUUUCCAACAAAACUGCAAAGAAUUUGGAAGACAAAAUUAAGAAAUCGGAAUUAGAAAACAAAAAUACCAAAUUGGAACAUGACAGAAAAAUCAAAGAACUCGAGAUAGACUUGCAGAACGAAAGGAAAAAAAUUGAAGUCUUAAAAACUAACAGUGACAAAGAACAGAAAAAUAGAGAAUUAGAACUAGCUGCACUGAAAGCUAAAAUAAAAAAGUUAGAGUUGAAUACAGGCGGGGGAGUAAAGAGAGAGCUAGAGAUCAAACAAUUCCAAGAAAACAUUGAGAAGCUAGAAAAUACAAUUGACAGGGAAAGACAAAAAUAUGAUGACUUAACGGCUAAAUACGAAAUAUUAGAGGAAGAACACGUAGUAACGAAAGCCAAAUUGGUAAUGGAAAAGGAAACUUUAGAGACGCAAUAUAAAAAUCUGAAAAAAGAAUUGGACCAAGUAGAAAAUGAACUGAGGAUUGUAAGAGACACCUUCAACACAAAACAAGACCUGUGGGUAAAGGAAAAACUAGAACUGGACCAAAGAUUGAAGGAACUCUCCAGAACAUCAUACAAUGGAGGAGAUUUGGAAAAGCAAAGACUAAAAGCUUUACUUGAAGAGAAACAGUCGGAGUGCGAGCAAUUUAAAAAGGAAUGCGACUCAAUACACGAUCAAAUGGACUUUAUGAGAAGAGAAAAUGAUGAAUUAAAAAAGAAACUCGACGAUUAUGAGAAAGUCAAUAAGAUACAGAGAAAUAUAAGCGCUGACAGUAGUGCUAUGGAGAAAGAAAUCAAACAACUGAGAGUGAGACUGAAUAAUGCUGAAAAAUCCAAAAAAUCUGAUUUAGCGGAACUCAAAAUGAGGUAUGAAAGUCAGAUAAACGUAGUGAAUGGCGAAUUACAAUCGUUACAGAACCAAGUGGUUAGAUUUAAAAGGGAAAAGGAUACUUACAAGCAUAUGCUGGAAUCUGCCCAGAAAACAAUUGGUGAUUUGAAACAAUCGCCUAAAGCAGCCAGGAGAGGUUCACAAAACAUAAAUUAUGACGAGAUGGAAGAGACAAAAACCAAAAUAGCCACUUUGGAGCAGCAAAUCAGUUGCAUGGAAGACGAACUUUCAGAAGCUAGACUGGAAAGCUCGAGGCUGAAGACAGAGCUGGUCUCAGAGCGUUCUUCUUACGAAGUUAAACUGUCAGAAUUGCAUUCUAGGGUCAACGAAUUAGAGGAAGAAAAAGUCCUGAGCAGUGGAAGGACGAAAAUAGUCGGUCUGAGGACAAGAAUGGAACUGGCUUGGCAAAAAGAAAGGGAAGAACAACAGAGAUUACUUCAAGAAACCGCUACCCUUGCUAGAGACUUACGACAGACUCUGUUCGAAGUCGAGAGGGAAAGAGACAAAGAACGUUUGGAAGCCAAGAGGAAGCAAGAUCUAUUUAAGAAGACUUCCGAAGAAGAACAGGAAGAAAAUAAGAGGAAAAUCACCGAGUUACAAUGCGACUUGUUGGAACUGAGAGACGCUCAUGCUAAAUUACGAACAACCAACGAGAAACUGCGCAGGGAAAAAGAGAGAUACGAAAAGGAAAGGGAAGACUACAGGUCAACCAUUAAUGGAAAGAAGCGUAUAGACCAGGAAGAUGACAGGAAAGUCACCGCUUUAGUGGAGCAAGUCGAUACCCUGAAACAGCUAGCACCUGAAUUGUUCUUUUCGAAAGACAACGAAGCUCCUUACACUCCAACACCACCAAGAAGAACAAAAUCAAAAUCAAGGGAAACAUCCCCGGCUUUGGACAGACGGGAGACUUCUAUAGCGCCAGAGGAGAAGCAACAACAAAUACAGUAUAUAAUGCAGAGAGUCGUACAUAUAACUGAAGACUUACGAAAACUACAGAGGUUUUCCGAAGAUGAAUACGAGAGGGAGAGAAUACGAAGGACGAUGGGAAUGAGACGGGCGACGUCCACUGAACACGAAAAUGUCUCGGGAACAAGAUACAGCACACCGUACAUGAGAAAAGCCUCGGUAAUCUCUCAAGGCAGCCUAAAGAGGAAGAGUCUUUCCCUGGAACACACCACUCAAUCAGAACAGAAGAUAUGGAACAACGAUGACAGCAUGUCAAGCCUGACGUCCUUGGAACUACACUCAGAUAUGGAAACUGGUAGAUCCCGAAGGGACGCAAGUCUUGACAGUAGGUUGUCCAGUGGAUCCACCCAAAGCGACUUAGGAGACAAGAAAAAGAAGAAGGGUAUUAUGGGAAAGCUGAAAAAAUUGACCAAAUCUAGGAGUAUAGAUGAUCAAGACCCGGGGACAUUCUCGCCUACUAGGAUUCUUUCUUCCAAGCCCAAUUCCAAUUCGGAUAUUGAAGAUAGAGGCAGUAAGAGAGACCUGAAAGAUAGAAUUACUGGUAUAUUUAAGAAGUCUGGAUCUUCUUCACGAAGUAACAGUGUCGAAAGGAGGCACGAGACUAGUUCGACGCAGAGGCCGUUGGUAAGAAAUGGUAGUAGCACCCAAAUGGCCCAACCUUCUGAUGUAGAUAAACCUCAAAAAACAAAACCCAAGAAGAGUUGAUAAUUUAAAGAAUUUCCAUUUUUUAUCCCCAUGCUUUGACAUACUUUUAGUGUAUAUUUCAUGUAGUAUUUUAAAGUUCGAUGUAAGAUAUGUGAUUUAUAUGUAUUACAACAUAUCGUGUUUUGUUUAUUCUUUCCAUUUUUCAUCCUACUACAAGAAUAAAAACAGA
Anoplophora glabripennis (Asian longhorned beetle) is the source of this 6765-nucleotide messenger RNA. RefSeq names its product putative leucine-rich repeat-containing protein DDB_G0290503. The record is from RefSeq and is a predicted model, not a curated record. The coding region runs from base 396 to 6596 and encodes 2066 amino acids. The transcript is spliced from 25 exons. Lineage: Eukaryota; Metazoa; Arthropoda; Insecta; Coleoptera; Cerambycidae. Gene Ontology annotation, biological process: regulation of autophagy.